AUGAGUUCACUCGCACUCGGUGCCUGGCAAUUCACACCUCUUGUCACGCAGUUCCCUACCAACGUUCUUCCAAACACAGGGUUCUGGAAAGCGACCAAUGGAUCGUGGGAGUAUCAGAUCCAGCUCGCAUGGCCACUAAACUGGACUACCCGAGCUGAGAGCACGACUGUGGAGACGAUGUACGUUCUGGAUGGCAACGCUCUCGGCUUGACAGCAACAGAAGCGUUCCGCCGUCGCCGCCCUGUCGAGUUCAACCAGCCCGAUAGUAUCGUGGUCUCCAUCGGCUACCCAGAAACGAUUCCCGAUUCACCCUACAGCACACAUCGCAGUUACGACUUCCAGCCCCCAGUCUGCAGCACCUGCCCUCCAGCACCGCAACCCGGCGUCCCAUCCAAUGCCGACAACUUCAUCCAUUUCAUCGACACGGUCCUCCGCCCCUGGGUCAAGAAAUCCGCCUUCCCUAAUGCAGCGUUCGACCGCGAUGCCCUGUACGGCCACUCCUUUGGCGGUCUCUUCGUUCUUUACGCCCUCGUCGCCCGUCCGGAACUCUUCGACACAUACCUCUGCGCCUCUCCAGCACUAUUUUGGAACAACGAUUAUGUCUUCAACAACACCGACUUCCUCAAACCUCUCUCGAACAAACCACCGAAGAAGAAGCCUGCGUUCCAGAUCAGCUAUGGUGCUCAAGAGCAGUAUCCGGUGAAGAGGCGGACCGAGACGGCUGCGCAGUUUGCGUUUAGGCAGAGCAUCCUUGUACCACAGCGGAUGACGGAUUUAUCGAAGAAGCUUUACAAUAAGCUCAAGGGUAGUCCCGUUCUCAGGGAUGUGAGCAUUCACGAAUAUCCAUUCAGCGGUCACGCUGCUGUAGGUGCAGCUGCGCUUGCGGAUGGGAUUGAUUAUUUCCUUGACUGGUAG
Cucurbitaria berberidis CBS 394.84 is the source of this 915-nucleotide messenger RNA. Its product is annotated as siderophore esteras-like protein IroE-like protein. Gene Ontology annotation, molecular function: hydrolase activity, acting on ester bonds. The transcript is spliced from 2 exons. NCBI's taxonomy places the organism in Eukaryota, Fungi, Ascomycota, Dothideomycetes, Pleosporales, Cucurbitariaceae. The record is from RefSeq and is a predicted model, not a curated record. The coding region runs from base 1 to 915 and encodes 304 amino acids.